GCCCUUUCCGCCGACACUCGAGCAUGCGCAGCGUCCGCGACUGCCUUCGCGGGCUCCUCGUGCUCUCGUUCUCGUUCCUCCUCGUCUUCACCUCGUACAAUGCGAUCGAGAACCUCGAGACCUCGAUCAUUCCUGGCGCAUGCGACGGCUGCGCUGUAUCGGUGCCCAACGCCAUGUGCCAGCUCGGCGACGUGUGCGCGGCCAAGGUUCCGUUCUCUUGCGACGUGGCGUGCGCGGCGCCGUUGGAGGAAUGCAAAUCGACGCUAGGCAGCACGACUUUGGGCGUCAUUUACCUCGUCUUUAUGGCCGCGUCGUUCUUUGGCCCGGUCAUCCCGAACCUGAUUGGCGAGAAGCUCAGCUUGGUUGGCAGCUCCGCGUGCUACGGGCUCUUUGCGGUCGCCAACAUUGUCGUGGCGCUCAACCCGACGGCGACGACGCUGCACUGGUGGAUUCUCAUCCCCGCUUCGGCGCUCAUUGGUUUUGCGGCCUCGGUGCUCUGGGUCUGCAAUGGGAGUUACCUGACGCGCCUCAGUGUCUACUACGCCCAGUUCAAGCACCUGCCGGAAACUAGCUCCAUGGGCUUUAUGAACGGCACGUUCUUCGCCAUCUUCAAGGUGAGCCAGCUCACUGGCAACGUCUUGUCGUCGUACGUGCUCGGGUCGCUGCAAUGGUCCACGGCGUCGCUCUUCACGGUGUACGCGACCCUUUCCUUCCUCGGCACAUUGCUCCUGUGCUUUCUCGAGCCGCUGCACAAGCCCAUGGCUUUGCCCCAUGAGACUUCCAAGCUGCUGCCGGUGGCAUCGCCAACGUCAUCGUCGCUUUCGAUCCGAGCUGUUCUUGCUUUGGCCAAAGACCCGCGCAUGCUCGUGCUUGCGCCGCUUAUGCUAUUCAACGGCAUCCAGCAAGGCUUUACGUCGUCCGAAUUCACAACCAACUUUAUUCGCGAGUCACUCGGCGAAGCGUCGAUCGGCUACGUCAUGGCCGUCUUUGGCGCGACCAACGUUCUCUUUUCAAUUGGCAUUGGCCGCCUCGCAGACAAGGUCGGUACCAUGUGGGCCCAAGUACUUGGCUGCACCGCCCAAGCCAUUGUGUAUGCUCUUUGCCUCUGGGUGCCGAUUGUAAAGUGCGACGGCCAGUGGGCGCUCAUUCUAUCGUCGGCGGUUUUGCUCAGCCUCGGCGAUGCAGCGUCCUGCACCCUGGCCAACGUCGUGCUCGGGCAAGAGUUUUCGGACGAUGCGAUGACGGCCUUCUCGCUCUUUCAAGUGUACCACUCGGCGUCGGCGAGCUUGGUGUUCUUUCUGCUCAAGUACCUCAGCUUGACGUUGCGCCUCUAUGUACUCUUGAUUUCGGUCCUCUUGGCUGCAGGUUCGAUCGUCGUCUACGCCAAGCGCUACCGCACUGUCGUCGUCUAAGUCGACACCAAAUGUUGUUGAUGACGACGCGACGAGUCCAUCCAAAACAAAAGUUCUACGAGAUUUUGCC
This is a messenger RNA of Saprolegnia parasitica CBS 223.65, 1482 nucleotides long. RefSeq lists its product as hypothetical. The record is from RefSeq and is a predicted model, not a curated record. NCBI's taxonomy places the organism in Eukaryota, Oomycota, Saprolegniomycetes, Saprolegniales, Saprolegniaceae. The transcript has 15 exons. Bases 24 to 1412 code for a protein of 462 amino acids.